GUGCCGGUGUUUUUCCACUCAGCAGGAUGGGUGAUGCUCAAAGCUCCCUCAUUAGACAACAGACACGAGAGGUCAGGAAGAAAGCGCUUAUAAAUUACCGUUUCCUCCUGCUCGGCGCUGCUAGUCGCGCCGCACCGCUCCGCCGGACGCGCCGCAGGGGCGCAGCGGCGCGCAGGCACCGCGGCCAGCGGACACAGGAAAAGAAAAUACAUUCAGCAGAGAUUCUUCUUCAUUGCCUCAUCCUAUGGAGGAAUCACCACUGCCCAUCUACAUUGAGGAGGGGACAGAAGUCCCGAUUGCCAAAAAGGAGUUGAUUGCUCUUGGCAUCAGUCAUAUCUGGACCCAGAAGACCACAGAAAGCAGAAAUAUGGCGACAAAGGAGAAGCUUCAGUGCUUGAAAGAUUUCCACAAGGACAUCCUCAAACCUUCCCCUGGCAAGAGCCCGGGGACACGGCCUGAGGAUGAGGCGGAGGGGAAGCCGCCGCAGCGGGAGAAGUGGGCGAGCAAGAUCGACUUCCUGCUGUCCGUGGCGGGAGGGUUCAUCGGCCUGGGCAACGUCUGGCGCUUCCCGUAUCUCUGCUACAAGAACGGCGGAGGUGCAUUUCUUAUACCUUAUUUCAUUUUCCUGUUUGGGGGAGGUCUUCCUGUGUUUUUCCUGGAGGUGGUGCUAGGACAGUAUACCUCCGAAGGUGGAAUUACAUGCUGGGAAAAGAUCUGCCCUAUUUUCACUGGAAUUGGUUAUGCUUCCAUAGUGAUUGUGUCCCUUCUGAACGUGUACUACAUCGUGAUCCUGGCCUGGGGACUCUACUACCUGUUCCAGUCGUUCCAGAGCGUGCUGCCCUGGGCACACUGCCACCAGAAGUGGAACACGCCCACCUGCGUGGAAGACACUCUCAGGAAGAACAAAACGCUUUGGAUAUCGCUCAAUGCCACGAACUUCACCUCUCCUGUCACAGAGUUUUGGGAGCGCAAUGUGCUGAGCUUGUCCUCGGGAAUUGAAGAUAUUGGUAUCAUCAAGUGGGAUCUAGCACUGUGUCUCCUCCUUGUCUGGGUGAUAUGUUUCUUCUGCAUUUGGAAAGGAGUCAAAUCCACUGGGAAGGUAGUGUACAUCACUGCCACAUUCCCAUUCAUCAUGCUCCUUGUUCUGCUCAUCCGUGGCGUGACCCUGCCUGGGGCUGCAGAAGGCAUCAAGUUUUAUCUUUACCCUGAUAUCUCACGGUUAGCUGACCCACAGGUCUGGAUAGAUGCAGGGACACAAAUCUUCUUCUCAUAUGCAAUCUGCUUAGGAGCAAUGACUUCCCUGGGGAGCUACAACAAGUACAAAUACAACUGCUAUAGGGACUGUUUGCUGCUGGGAUGCCUGAACAGUGGUACCAGUUUUGUGUCUGGCUUCGCAAUUUUUUCCGUCCUGGGCUUCAUGGCACAAGAGCAAGGGGUGAACAUUGCUGAUGUGGCAGAGUCAGGUCCAGGCCUGGCCUUCAUUGCCUACCCAAAAGCUGUGUCCAUGAUGCCACUGCCCACCUUUUGGGCAAUCCUUUUUUUUAUUAUGCUUCUGUUGCUUGGACUGGAUAGCCAGUUUGUUGAAGUUGAAGGACAGAUCACGUCAUUAGUUGAUCUGCACCCAUCCUUCCUAAGGAAGGGUUACCGACGGGAAAUCUUCAUCGCUAUAGUGUGUUUCCUUAGCUAUCUUCUGGGACUAACUAUGGUGACUGAGGGUGGCAUGUAUGUUUUUCAACUCUUUGACUACUAUGCAGCUAGUGGUGUAUGCCUUUUGUGGGUUGCAUUCUUUGAAUGUAUUGCUGUAGCCUGGGUUUAUGGCGCUGAUAAUAUUUAUGAUGCCAUUGAGGAUAUGAUUGGAUACAGACCUGGUCCCUGGAUGAAAUGGAGCUGGAUUGUGAUCACACCAGUUCUCUGUGUGGGGUGCUUUAUCUUUUCUUUGGCCAAGUAUAAACCACUGACCUACAACAAGGUCUACACAUACCCAGACUGGGCAAUUGGCCUGGGCUGGGUUCUUGCCCUUUCCUCCAUGAUCUGCAUCCCUAUGGUGAUGGUCAUCCGCAUCAUUCAGUCAGAUGGGUCACUCAUUGAGAGGAUAAAGGCAGUGGCUGCCCCCAAGGAAGUGAAUCGAUGGUCCAAAGAAACAGAGAGUGGCACCCCCUUCUGCCCCAAUGGAACUUCGAAUGGCGGAUUGAUCAAGCCCACUCAUAUCAUAGUGGAAACCAUGAUGUGAGCUCUCUCUGUGAGAGGAUAAACCUGCUUUAACUGCCGUUUACUAACCAUAGAUUCUCAUAGGACCAGGUUUACAGAGCUUUAUAUUUGCACUAGGAUUUAUUUUUAUUUCUCACAGAGAAAGUUAUUUUUUGUGUGUGUGUUUUUUUUUUAAUAUUUUGUAAGGUAAUCACAGCAGACGUCUCUCUGUAGAGGGAGAGCUUUCAUAUCAGACUAGACAUAUUACAAGAAUUUACUAUUAUUGGGUUUUUUAAAAUAUAUAUAUCUUUAUCUCUAAAUAUUAUACACCUUACCACUUGAAUUGAUUGUCUUGCCAGCAAUACAUUCAAGUCUCAGAAAGCAAUUUUAGGUGCUGGUAUGGUUGGGAGCAGGGUAACCUAAAGAACACACAAAAGGAGCUCUGUUGAGAGAUACAUUUUUUUUAAAAAUGCUGUUUCAAGAGAAUUUUCAAAGGUGUAGUAUUUCCACCCUCUGGUUCAGCUGUGGUAAACGACAGGAGUCAGGGUCACUUUAGGGAGUGGGUACAGUUCUGUUUAGUGCAGUCCCUGGAUAAGGACAGAGCCAAAGGAGAGUUUGCAGGGGAUGCAGAGAAGCUGGGUGUGAACAGUCUUGUGGCUGUCCCUCCCAGGGACAGCACUGGGACCUGUCACACCAACUGAGGAGAGCAUGAGGAAGGCAUUUGCAGGAUUUGGCAUGGUUCAGUCUUUUUUUGUCAUAGUUUUUAAAUUUUUGAGGUUUUUUGGAUUUUUUUUUUUUUUUACUUAAGUGAAAUGCCUGCUGUUUGUGUGUGAGCAGGGAGGCUGAGAACCUGCUCCUGAGUUUUCCAGUAAACCAUAUUUUGGUGUAAACUUGAAUUCUGCAAACUGGGAGGGCAGCCUGUCCCCAGGGCAGCAGGGAGGAGCACAGAGCAGCCAAGAGGGCAAAAGCAGCACCUGCUCUGUGGGUGCUUCAGGUGUUCACUUCCUCAUUUGGACUCUGGUUUGGGCAGGAAAAUAAAGGAAUCACUUCUGGACUCCAUCCAGAGGUGAACACAAACCAGGUCAUCCCUGACAGGAGGAACAAAACCACUCACCUGGUGUAACUGGUAUUGAUAACAGACACGUUGUUAAUAAUAAUAGUAAUGAUGAUAAUAAUAUCACACAGCAAACAGGUGCUUUUCAGCCAUGUAUCUCAAAAAUGCUUUUCCAAGGUUAGUAUCCAGGAUUUGCUUUAUUUAUUUAUUUGGGGGCGGGAGGUCAUUGCUGUUGGAGGAACAGACAAAAGGACUAAGUGAGUCCCUUGUCCCAUGUUACUAAAUAGCAGUAGUGGACCUAGAGUCCCCAGUCUCCUUGCUCAUCAUUGGUUUAAACCAUAAUUUUAUUUUAUUUUACUUUAUUCUAUUUUAUUUUAUUUUAUUUUAUUCUUAGGGUGGCUGGAGGGUGGCAAACAUAUUUAUGAAUCUUGUCUGCUGAAGAAACAGGGCUCUUUGGAAUUAAAAUUAAAGCAAAGGGAACGUGUUACACUGAAAUAUUUUGUGUUGGUCAGAAGGAGUUGGGUACCAUUCCAGGUGAGACUGGGAAGUGAAGAGAAACCACUACAAGGAUUAUAGGAGUGGGGGUUCCACUUCAUGUAGUGCAGGUGAAUGUGGGGAAUUGGAUCCCUGAAAACUGUCUAAAACAUGGACAAAGGAUUUUUUUUUUUUUUUUUUUUUUUUUUUUUAACGAGCAGGUUGUGCUGGGAACAGGUGCUCUGGCUAAACUCAGCCUUGUCUUGUGGGCAUUGUAUUAGAGGGAGAGAGUUUUUUUCUUAUGAUACCACAGGUAAUCUAUCCAAAGGCAUUUAGAAGAAAUGCUUGAUAAAAGCAGAGUUUGUAUCUGCUUAUUCUGCUGUCAGCUUGGUCUGUCAGGCAAAGGUUAUCAUUUAACCAGGAACAUAAACAGUUCUUAACAUUCCUACACAGUAGCUUUAUUUCAUUUUUUCUUGUCCCAUGUGCUAACUGGCCACAGCAGCACAAGCAUUUCUUAACUUGUUGGUUUCCCUGUAACAGAAAUGGGGAGAUUUAAAACUAAGAGAUGGACCAAAAUAAUUAUUAAUUAUUAAUUAUUAAUGAAAAACCGCUGCAUCUAUAACUACCAAAUCUUUCUAGUUUGAAUUUGUAGAUAGUUUUACAUCAGAGAGCUGAGUUGCAGCAACAAAACCAGCCAUGGAGGAAUUGUGUUUUCCUUUUUCUGGUUGCUGUGUUAUGAGAGUUCUGAAGGAAACUUUUGCAGCUGGAGAUGGCAAACAUCUAAAUGGCACCUGCUGGGCCAGCAGCAGAAACAUCCAAGGUCACAGGAGGAAUUCUGAGAGCAGUGGGUGUCAUCAGAUGUGCCCAAAACAAAGAAAUACAGCAGUUUUAUUUUUUUAACAAUCAAAGGCAAGGAAAUGUAACCAAAGAUAACUCUCUUGGUGGGCUUCAGCUUGGACUCUCAUUUUUGAGUUACAGUCAGUGUCUGCAAUAAACAGACAGGGGUGAAGAGAAAGUAGAAGGUUAGGGGGAUCUAAAUUAAUGAUUUUAUGAGUGCAGAUGAAACACUGAUGCUCGAUUUAUUUCUUUUUUUAUAUACAUUUAUUGUCAUACAACUGUGUUUGAGAUUAUAUAUUUGCACAUGACUUUUGUGCUAUAGAGAUGAGACAAGCUUUAGUUAGGGGAAAAAAAUGGUUUGGCUACAUCAAAGAUGUCUCCAGCAAAUCAGCUGGGGGUUGAGGCAUCUCCCAGGUUGUGGAGAGUGUCUUAGUGGGAAGAACCAGAGGGAUAAUACUACACCUUUCAAAAUACACCUACCAGAGAAUAGAACCCAGCCCCAUUUCAGUACAAACUGUGCCAUUCAAAUCAGUCGCUUCCAUGUUCACAUGAAAAGCUCUCAGACAUAUGCAACAACCUCACUGAAAAUUCUGUGCCAGCUUCCCUGGCCCUGCUGUGCUCUUCAGCACGACUGCAGGGAGGGCUGGGACUCACCAAGAGCCAAGAAAUCAUUGUCUCUGGAAAACAGUUUCCCUCUCCCCUCCUCCUUGCCCUGACAAAAAAAAAAAAAAUGUACUUAAUUCUUCUUGUUUUAUCUGGGGUUUGAGUUCCAGUGAGCACAUUUGCAUUUUUACAGUUUGGGGUUUUUACCUAACGAUUUUAUCAGAUUUCUAAACUUUUCUUGGUGAUAAAUUUGCAUUUCAACAUGAUCCUCUGCCAAAUUUAUUAAAAAAUAAUUUUUAAAAAAUGUUUGUGUUUUCUACCUAUUUUGACUGCAAAGACAACUGAUUUUUUUCCUAUAUUUACUUGUUUAAACUCUCAUGACCUAUUUUACCUGUUUUGUGUAAAUGAGGAACUCUUUGUUAAAGCAUCAUGACUAGUUAUAGAUGAACUGGUUUGGAUCUGGGGAAAAUAGUGUAGUUUUGGCAUGAGAUCUUUAGAACCAGAUCCCUGAGAUUUAAGCCAGCAUAAACCAAGAUAAAACGCACACCUUUUCAUGUUCCAUGUACCUUUGUAUUCAUGGGGUCUUCUGGGCUUGAAAACAGCAGAGUUUCAGCAGUAUUUAUUUCCAGCUGAACUGAAAUCAAGAGAUAGUAGAAAUUUAAAGGGGAACAUUUCCCCACAAGAUUUUUCUGACCUGUUUCUUAUUUUUCUCAAUUUUCCAAACCUUUUCAGUUUACCUGUCACUAGUGAUGAUCUCUCUGAAUGAGCAUCUGUUCUAAGGGACUUUACCAGUAGUCUGUAUCUUAGUGUUCAAACAGUAUGAUUUCAUAAAUUGAACUGGUUUUUAUUGUUGUUGUUGUUAUUAUUCUAUUUUUCCUUCUCAUCUAUAGCUUUCCUUUUCAUCUGGUCCAAAUAGAUCCACACACUUAGAAAAGUCCUCUUUCAAGUUUGAGAUAUUAGGUCCACAAUGGAUUUGUUCCUGUGUUGUAAAUGAAAAUACAAAAGCCUGGCAGCUGUAUUUGCCACCUAGAGCAGUGCAAAAUUAGGGGUGGAGGGGAGUUAGGUAUCUGCUGAAACAGCUCAGCAAAACUGAUUUUCACUGCUGCUCUUGGGGAGAGAAGGAAAUGAGAAAAAGUAGGAUAAUGCAUCCUUACAGUUGCUGUAACACCAGAAAAACCCCAACAACAUCAGCAGAGUUUUUAUUGUCGCUCCAGGACACCACCUCCUGCAGCUGUCCCAGUCCUGUGUUCAUCCUUUCCCAACUGCAGAUGCUCCUUGUUCCUCUUCUUUGUCUCAGUGUUAGAUAACUCAAGUAGAUCUGAAGACACAUGGACAUCUCCAUUCAAUAGAUCUUUUCCAAGUCUCCUCCUGGUCUGUUUUUUUUUUUUUUUUUUGUUGCUAAGGAGACUUUCAGUUUUCUUGAGGUUGUGCUUGUCGCACUUGGGUUCAAAGCUCCCACUUGUUGCAUCACUGGCCAACUUCCAGCUGUGGGAGAAGGAUUUGAACACUUUUGAAUAAAUGAUUAUUAGCUUCCAUGUCUGGUGGUCCCUGCAGGAUCACUCAUGGAGGCAUAAUGUAUAUAAAAUGUUAAAUAAGCUGUGCAUUGAAUGCAGUGGACAAGUUAGCUAAGCAGCUCAAGUACACUUGGAAGAAAGAUGACCCUGACAUCAUUUCCAAGGAGAUUCAAUGGAAGUUGCUCACUUUCAGUAAAAAGAAUAAAAAUAAAUCUGUGUUUAAGUAGACUAGUAGAUGAAAUCUUCCACCCUCAUAUGCACGCACACAGUGGGGACAUUGCUUCUAUUCCUAGGCUGCAAAACAUGUGUGUAAAUCUUGCCAAGCUGUUCAGGAUGAGGAUUGAGGAGGUUCAGGCACCACUUGCCUGCAAAGAGCCAACCUGCCAGGGUGUCCAAAUGGUCUUUCCUAAAAGGGGGUGGUGGAAGAGGGAAAGUAAUAACGAAAUCCUGGACCAUGGCCCCUCCAAAGAAGCCUUAAGGUUUGAUUUGUAAACUCUCCUGGCUCCUUGUAGGCACCACAUGGCUCCUGGCACAGGAGGUUGGGUGUGGUGUGGGUUCAGGCAGCUGCCCUGGACUUGUUUUCUCCAAAAUCAGCAUCCAAAGCCUUGUGGUUAGGAUUGACGUGUAGUUGUGUAUUUGUAUAUUUGCAUGAGCAAAGGUCAGGAACUGUCAGACCCUGGUAGCUUGUUUUAUUUCUUAUAAUCAAAGAUAAGCUUAAGAAACCAAGUAUUUAGUUGAUUUGGUGACACUUAACAUUUAGGAAGCCCUUGAACUUGUGAAAAAGAGAUGCCCUGAGCUCCAUAUUUCAGUCAUAAAAAAUUUCUUAUGGUGUUAGAAGUCAAUUUGAGUCUAUGGGAAAGAUUGCUCAAGAGAGACUUGAAUAUAACCAGCACCAGCACCCACUGGAAAACUGCCCAACUCAGCCCCACACCCUCCACCAGACUGUGGCUCUUUUCUGCCAGCCCAAAAAUACUGAGUACAUGGACAAUGCUUCUCUGAAAAAAAAAAAUAAAUAAAAUACCAAUUUGUUUGUUUCUAUUAAAAAAUAAACAGAAAAAGUCACAUUCUUCGUGUGGUUUUUUUCCAGUUGUCAUUGGGAAUUGGUGAUUUCAAUUUACCCAUGUCCUAAAACAAGAGCAGAAAUGGCUUGAGACAUCAUUUUACCAAAAAUAGGGACAAGCUCAAAACUUUGCAGGUUGAAAACUUUAAGAAAACAAAUCACCCAUCCAUCCCCAUCAAAGAUGGAAAACUUUGGUGACAGGGUUUGUGCCUGGAAAAGAGCCUGACCCUGCUGGAAAUGUUGGGCAAUUGAAUGGCAGACACAGCCUUUUUGUAUUGCUCCUGUGUCCUCAUUUGAAAUAAUCAGUAAAAGUGUCAGAAUUUAAUUACCAUGAGCUUUAGGAGUAAAUUGAAGAUAAUUUUAAAGGGGCAAGUUUAGGAGGCUUGUUCCCUGUGGCCCUGCAGUGCACAGCAGGAUGGUGCUGCUCACUUUCACAUUUGCAGCACAGGGAAAAUGAGGCCUGACUUGAGAAAUCAGAAGAAAUAAUGGGAAAAAUAAAGCUAUUAAAAAAAUAAAAAAGAACUCGAUGAUGCUAUGCUAAGGAGCUGUGCACGUGCUGUGUGUGUGUGCAUUUGUGGGGGAAGGCUUCAGCCCUGUAGCACAGUGAGCACAAUACACACUGUUCCUAAAUGUACCUGCUUCUGCAGCUGAGAUAUUAGAAAGAGUUGAAUUGUUUUUUCAAUAUAUAAAGAAAAAAAAAAAAAAAGGAAAAAAAAAUAAAACAAAACAGUGGCAAAAUUAUGUUGAGAGGCUGAUUUAAAAAAACAAAACCUGAGGGGGCAAGUUGAGUUAGUUCAUGACCUGCUCCUGUCCUGGAAGCCAGCGCUGGUCUCUCAGCAUUGCAGCAUCCCAGUACUGUUCUGAAGUGCUCGUUGUUCAAUAGGAUGUUAUUAUUUCUCCAGUGUAAUGUUGUGAUUGUUACCUGAUAAUGUUGCCAGGGACUUCACAUUGUGAGAGGUGGUCCAUCUUGUUUGAUGUAUUUGGCUAAAAAAGCAGUGGUGUUUUUUUUAAUUAUUUAAAUUCCUAGCAACUGUGACUACAGUAAUGUGAUAAUGAGUAGCACAUGCAGCGAGGAGGCGAGGGCGAUGAGAGCCUCCUUGAAAAUGUCAUCUGAACUUUUUUUAAAGAAAAAAAAAUGUAAAAAUAUUUUUAAAACAUUUUAAAACAUUUUUUGUGUGUUCCAAAACGGAAUAUUUGUAUUUGAAAAAAAAUCCUGGAGUGUAAUUUAAAACCCCCUAGCCUUUGUGUAUAUGGUAAAUGUUUGUAUUUUGCAGUUUCUGUUUUGCUUUUUAGAUAAAUAAAAUGUAUAUGGAUAUUUUUAAGUCAUCUUUGCUUUUUUAGAUGAGUUUGUAAUCACCUUAUAACUGAAAAUAAAACUUUCCUUUAUAAACCA
Messenger RNA from Oenanthe melanoleuca, 9122 nucleotides. RefSeq names its product solute carrier family 6 member 6 (gene SLC6A6). Gene Ontology annotation, biological process: neurotransmitter transport; sodium ion transmembrane transport; taurine transmembrane transport. Lineage: Eukaryota; Metazoa; Chordata; Aves; Passeriformes; Muscicapidae. Gene Ontology annotation, molecular function: taurine:sodium symporter activity. Gene Ontology annotation, cellular component: plasma membrane. The record is from RefSeq and is a predicted model, not a curated record. The transcript is spliced from 17 exons. Bases 245 to 2230 code for a protein of 661 amino acids.